GAGAUGUUAAGUAGUCCCAUAUGUCCACGGUUGUGGUUCCUUCACCUGAAACUCUUGCUUCUGGCCACAAAAUACGAGAGACUUUUGCAGUUCCGCACUGGUCAGUCUUUCUUGUCGAGUGUUGACAGAUUCAGGUCGUUACCAUGGCACUGGCGAAUCCCACGUCCACGUCAGCAGGUAUGGCUUCAGCCUUCUGUUCUGUUUCGCAUCCGUUUCGUUUCGUUUCGUUUCGUUCAAUCAUCAAAGAAGGCCUGGAAUGCUCUUAUGAAUGAGAACAUGGUGUGCGCCUCGCUCAUAAGCAUCUUCCACUUAUGGGACCUCGUUUGGAAACUCUCCAAUCGGUUGAUGGCCCCCCAGGCUGCCUUGCCCGGGCUGCUAUGUCAUUGUACCAAGGACCCAAGGCGCCAUCUGGUUGGAUGCCGCCUGAAGACUUGGUAGCUUCGACACACGACGACUCCAUCACUCCAAGUCGACCAACGAACACGUUCCCUUUUCUUUUUCUUCACGUCGAUUGCUUCUUCCGUUGAUCCACUACUUUUGGGUAUCCUCCAACAAAAUUCGAAGACUACCGGGAUGAUCGGUGCUGCCUCUCCUUUGUGCCAGCACAUGUACAGUAGCCUGUACCCCUGUUAUGAGCUUACUAGUCAGUUGGACGAAGUGACUCUUUUGCCGUCACGUCUUUCAAACCUCAUCCAUCGAUAUCGGGACCAUCAUCAACUUUGACGACGUACCGUAUUGCUGAUCGUUAUUCGCAUCGUCUCGCCUCAUCGGCCAAUCACUUCUUCGGUUCCAUUAAACAGCUGGGCGUGUCUGCGGAGACACGCAAAAGCACCGUAAUCUUGUACGGAGCCCCGUGUGUUAUCACAUCUGGAACCAGCCCUUUCCAGUCUUUGCUGUCAAGAAGAACAUCGCUCUGUUCAUAGAAACAGAGUGACUGGCGACUCGAUCCAUACUCUUUUCCAGCAACCGGAAGAAUCUUGCCUGUAGCUUCCUCGUCGAUACUCCUCGAGCCUCAUCCCCUGGAAGUUCCGUCUUGCGUGGCAUCUUUCAACCUCUGGUACAGCCGCCAGCAUCGAAGGCAAGGAGGAUAUUGGUAGUUCGGGGGCUUCACUAGCAUCAUUCAGUGUGCUUUCAUACGUCCUACCAUGGAUCCUCAUUCUGAGCUUCGCGGGCCCGUGGCUCCGAUGUGCAUUACCUGCUCACAAGCAUGUGAGAGAAAGAAUGGUCGUUGGGUGUGCAUCAACUGUGACCUUGCCUAUAAGCAUGAUCAAGGAGAUCUCAAAAUAGUGUCCCAGGACAGUCCCACUACCUACGGUAACGGGGUAGUCUCCCGGCCUCUUCCGGGAGCGCAAGAGCAAGGCCAUCAAUCUCCCUCUCCCUGUCUCCCUAAGACAGCAGACGAAUGUGAGAACCACCAAGCCUGGACUCUCCCAUAUGUUGUCAAACAGGACAGCCCGUCGAGUCAUGAUCAGACCAGGGAUGGCUCUGUGCCCACACUUUCUCAAGUGUAUGCCUUCCAAGGAAGCUGUGACAGUGUUGACCACGGCUGGCGGGUUGUGCAUAAUUGCCCAAGCCAGGAGAGAGCUGAACCAAACGAAUCCUAUGAACCGAUGGACCUCGAUAGCGAUGAUGAGGAACCUAACGACGAGGCGUUUCACUCCUGGAUCGAUGAAACAACGAGACCGGGAAUGAACGGGAGACAAAGAGACAUUAGCCACGUCUUGGAUCGAGUCGCCUUUCUUGGUCUGGAUCGAGACACUUCUUCGAUCGCACUCCAAGACGACAUGAUGCUCGAAAUUUCCGACGACACAGAUAUGGAGGAGUGAAACAUGUCUUUCUGGCUUCCAGCCUUUGGGAAAAUGAGGUAUAGGGGACGGGAGUGAACAUGGCGAUAGAGACUUCUAGAGGACACACUGAGUGCGUUCGCGCCCUCUCCUGUCGUGCCUGUCAAGGCAAGCAGCAGUCUUUCCAGUUUCUAUACGUAAACGUCGACCGAAGGGCAGGCACCCCCCGCUGCUGGCAGUUAAGGUACGAUAUGAAGAAUCGGGAAAGAACCAUUGCAGCCGGCGCAGACAGGCGUGGUGCUUCGCGAAGGUUGCAUGAUAGAUGAAAGAUUAAAAGGAGUGCAAGGAAGAUACUGAACGUCUUCAAUGCUUAUGAUGGAUGAUAAUGACUAGGAUAGGGCAAGGAGGGAUGCGUUGAUUGCUUUCGCUGGGAAUUGUCUUGGCUUGGGAUGGCUUUCUCCUAGACUGUUUGAGCGUGGUGGUUUCUUUGUUUCGCUUGUGUUGGUGGUCUAUUUGAAACGCGAGGCGGGCUGCAAUGAUAUGUCACUUUCUCUCAGCGCCUUGUUCAAUUGUAUUUGAGACUCUGGUCCCGACAUCGAAAGCUCGCCAUACCUACGCAACCAAUUUGUAAAUGAUUCAGGCUGUGUAAACUUAUUGCUUGCGAAUAUUCUCCAUCCCUUUCACUGGG
Molecule: messenger RNA, 2472 nt
Organism: Fusarium odoratissimum NRRL 54006
Lineage: Eukaryota; Fungi; Ascomycota; Sordariomycetes; Hypocreales; Nectriaceae
Exons: 3
Coding region: 1146-1826 (226 amino acids)
Source: RefSeq, a predicted model, not a curated record